This is a messenger RNA of Vicugna pacos (alpaca), 679 nucleotides long. It is a transcript of the gene LYZL4, whose product is annotated as lysozyme like 4. The record is from RefSeq and is a predicted model, not a curated record. Lineage: Eukaryota; Metazoa; Chordata; Mammalia; Artiodactyla; Camelidae. Gene Ontology annotation, biological process: fusion of sperm to egg plasma membrane involved in single fertilization. Gene Ontology annotation, molecular function: lysozyme activity. Gene Ontology annotation, cellular component: sperm flagellum; acrosomal vesicle.
GGAAUUAUCCGUGACGCGGCUCCCUCACCUGGCAGCCGUUGCCCUCAGCUGGAGAAGAUGAAGGCAUCCGUGGUCCUCUCCCUUAUUGGGUACCUGGUGGUUCCAAGUGGUGCUGCUGUCUUGGGGCGCUGUGUGGUGGCUAAGAAGCUCCACGAAGGAGGCCUGAGUGAUUUUGAGGGCUACAGCCUUGAAAACUGGGUGUGCCUGGCUUAUUUUGAGAGCAAAUUCAACCCCACGGCCGUCUACGACAACUCGAGUGGUAACUUCACCGGCUACGGCCUCUUUCAGAUCCGCAACGAUGACUGGUGUGACCAUGGCAAGAACCGUUGCCACGUGUCCUGCUCUGCUUUACUGAAUCCGAAUUUAAAUCAGACAAUUGAAUGUGCAAAGAAAAUUGUAAAAGGAAAAAGAGGGAUGGGAGCAUGGCGCUCCUGGUCCCUGAACUGCCGGUACUCUGACACUCUGGCGCGGUGGUUGGACGGAUGCGAUCUGUAGCUGCCGGGCAGCCCUCCCCGCACUCACCACUGGCAUCUUCCAGAUGAAGAUGCUUUCCUGUUUGUUGCCUUCCCUCAAUCCCAUUGAUUAUCUCACAGCUUGACAACUCCACAUGGAAAAGGGCACGAGUUUGCUUCAUCCAGGGAUGCAGGAUGCAGAAUAAACUGCUAGUUAUUCACCCUGG